Molecule: messenger RNA, 2907 nt
Organism: Plenodomus lingam JN3
Lineage: Eukaryota; Fungi; Ascomycota; Dothideomycetes; Pleosporales; Leptosphaeriaceae
Biological process (GO): protein import into nucleus
Cellular component (GO): cytoplasm
Molecular function (GO): small GTPase binding
Source: RefSeq, a predicted model, not a curated record
AUGGCGGCCAACGGCGUCCAGCAGGUCUUCGACCCUGUCAUGGCGGCGCACAGCACCAUGCAGUCCGGCGCCAGUCGAGAGCAAAAGGAGCAGGCACAUAAGUUUCUGGAGCAGUUCCAGAAGUCGCAAGAGGCAUGGACGACAACACUGGCCAUGCUUGAGUCCAACUCGGCGGAUGCAGCAGCGAAACUUUUUGCAGCCACCACACUCAAGGGCAAGAUCGUCUACGACCUGCACCAAGUGCCCCGCACGCAACUGCCAGAACUGCGGGCCUCCAUCAUGCGGAACCUCGCGACAUUCCAUGCUGGCCCAAAGCCCAUCAGACUGCAGUUGUGCGUGUGUCUGGCAAAUCUGGCCAUUCAGAUGACGGAAUGGAAGGACGUCCUCAAAGAUGUCGUCAACGCGCUGGGAACAGACGCAGCCACCCUACCUUGCGUUCUGGACUUCCUCCGCGUUCUCCCCGAAGAAGUCACGCAUGGACGAAAGAUCGCACUCACAGAACACGAGUUGACUAUGAGGACAAGUGAAUUGAUCGAAGACAAUGCACAGCAAGCUUUGGAACUUCUGAUUCGAUACGCGACAUCAUCUCCGGCUGCUGCUCAGAAUCCUCAGCUACUCAAUUGCAUCACUUCUUGGAUACGGGAGAUACCGCUCGACUCCAUCAUCAACUCGCCUCUCUUGAAAGUCAUCAUGGAUGACUUAUCCCACGACGAUCCCUUUGACGCCGCUGUCGAGUGCUUGAGCGCCCUCAUCUCGGAGACCCGUGAUGUCGACGAGACAUUGCAAUCUAUCAUGGCUCUCUAUCCUCAGGUCAUCGCCCUCCAGCCCAAAUUGGCUCAGACUGCACAGGAUGACCCCGAGCAAUUCAAGGGUAUUGCAAGAAUUUUUGCGGAAGCUGGGGAGUCUUGGGUCCUUCUGAUCGCACGCCUGCCUACCGAAUUCCGGGCCCUUGUCGAAGCAAUCCUUGCCACAGCUGCGCUCGAUAAGGAAAAGGACGCGAUCUCACAUACUUUCAAAUUUUGGUAUGACCUUAAGCAGUAUCUUACCAUCGACAAGUAUGCCGAGGCUCGCAUGCAAAGUGUAGACAUAUACUCGAAGCUCGUGGACAUCAUGAUAGGCCAUCUCGAGUUCCCAAAGCCAGAGAGCGGUGAUGAGAAGGAUCUGUUCGAAGGCGAUCGUGAGCAAGAGGAGAAGUUUCGUGAAUUUCGACACCAGAUGGGGGACGUACUCAAAGACUGCUGCGAGGUCAUGGGCGUCGUUGAGUGUCUCCAGAAACCAUACGAUCUGAUACAGCAAUGGGUGCAGAUCUAUGGAGCUCAGGCUAGCCCGAACAAUGUUCCCGAAUGGCAAAAGUUGGAAGCACCAUUGUUUGCUGUGAGAGCCAUGGGACGUAUGGUUCCGCCAGACGAAAAUGUCAUGCUGCCACGCCUGAUUCCACUCAUUGUAGCAAUACCCGACCACAACAAGCUGCGAUUCCAAGCUGUCAUGGCCUUGGGACGGUAUACCGAAUGGACCGCACAGCAUCCGGAAACACUGCAGCCUCAACUGGAUUUCAUCAUGGCAGCUUUUGAUCAUUCCACCAAGGAUGUAAUCAGAGCUGCUGCACUUUCAUUCAAGUUCUUUUGCAACGACUGUGCUGGCUUACUGGUCAACGUCGUUGGCCCACUACAGCAAUUCUACGAGAAGCACUUGAACAGCCUUCCGAUGAGCAGCCAGGAAGAGAUUACUGAAGGUGUUGCUUCAGUAGUUGCCAAGGUCCCCCAUGACCAAUUAUACCAGACACUCAAGGUGUUCCUCGAUCCUGUCAUGCAACACCUGGUCACCAUCGCCAAUCAAGCCAAGGAUGAACCAGAGCAGAAGCUUCUGGCCGAUAAAAUCAACCUUUUGACUAUAUUCUUCGAAGUGGUCAGGCCGGAGAUACCGACAGGGCAGGAGCAUCCAGCCGUCAAGUACUGUCAAGAAAUCUUCCCAAUGCUCGGAAACAUCGUCAGUCAUUUCAACAAAAGCAUACCAAUCCUGGAACGUGUAUGUCGGUGCUGGCGGUACAUGGUAUUAUCUUACCGAACUGCUAUGCGCCCACUUCUCGCAGAUCUUGCAUCCAAGCUCAUCGAGGGCUUUGGCACUUCAAGGCAAGGCUGUUUUCUCUGGGCAACUGCUUCGAUUGUCCGCGAAUUCUCACAAGGGGUUGAUGAUGUUGACGCAGGCAUGGCAAACAGUGUCUACCAGUUCUACGAGCAGCAAGCCAAGACCUUCUUGAGGAUACUAAGCGACUUGCCACCGGAGGAGCUUCCUGAUCUUAUCGAAGACUUCUUCCGUCUGGCUGCUGAUAUGGCUCUGUACUUCCCUUCGGAGUCGAUCAUGUCAGAUCUUAUGGAAACUAUCCUCUCAGCCGCGUGCAGCUCCCUCGUGUUGCUCAAAGAAGAUCCGAUUAUCGCUGUCCUGCACUUCCUCCGCGAUCUCCUUGGUUACGGUCGCAAUUCGUCACCGUCAUCUAGUUUUGACAACACACGCCAUGAUGUGCCCGAACAGUUGCAGGCGCGCGUGAAGCAACUCGUCUUGACCGCUGGUCCCGUACUUGUACAGCGCAUCAUGACCGGCAUGAUGUACAGCUUUCCUGAAGGAUGCUUUGCUGACUCCUCUGGUGUAUUACUUGACCUCUUUGAACUCAUGCCGGAACAGGUCGCGCAGUGGGUAGCUGGAACUGUUUCUAUGCUGCCGCCGGGCAGCAUCACACCCCAAGAGAGCGAACGCUUCCUCAACAACAUCCGACAACGAAUCCAGACUGGUGAUGUCAGGAUGAUAAGGACGAUCUUGCAAGACUUCACCACGAGCUACCGCCGGCGCAAUGUCGCGCCACGCGAGGGCCUCGGUAGGCUUGAAGCAUCACGAUUCAGAUUCUCCGGCUAG